Camelina sativa (false flax) is the source of this 1490-nucleotide messenger RNA. Its product is annotated as heat stress transcription factor A-4c. The record is from RefSeq and is a predicted model, not a curated record. Gene Ontology annotation, cellular component: nucleus. Gene Ontology annotation, biological process: regulation of transcription by RNA polymerase II; cellular response to heat. Lineage: Eukaryota; Viridiplantae; Streptophyta; Magnoliopsida; Brassicales; Brassicaceae. Gene Ontology annotation, molecular function: RNA polymerase II cis-regulatory region sequence-specific DNA binding; DNA-binding transcription factor activity.
UUUUUGACACAACAGUUGUUGUUGUUGUUGUUGCCAUUCUCAUACGCGCUUCAUCAAACCUUUGUAGGAAGCCAAAUCAAACCUUACCAAUCCUCUUUUGAAAAUUUCUCUUUUGCUUUACGUUCUCUCAAUUCAUAUUUUAUCUGAAUGUUUGUUCCUUUAAUCAAAUCAUUUCAAGAGGCUUCGAAGAUUUGUUUCUCCCAAUCGGGAUCGAGUCAAACAAAUCUUCUCCAGUCAUCAUCAUCAUCAUCAUCAUCUGCAGAUAAAAAAGGGAAUUGCGAUUUGCGGUUUUGAAGUGGUUAAGGGAUGGAUGAAAGUAGUCAUGGAAGUUCAAGUUCACUUCCACCUUUCCUUACUAAAACAUACGAAAUGGUAGACGAUGAUUCUUCUGAUUCGGUCGUUUCUUGGAGCGAAAACAACAAAAGCUUCAUCGUCAAGAACCCAGCCGAGUUUUCAAGAGACCUUCUUCCUAGAUUCUUCAAGCACAAGAAUUUCUCUAGUUUCAUCCGUCAGCUUAAUACAUAUGGUUUUAGAAAAGUUGAUCCUGAGAAAUGGGAGUUCUCGAAUGAGGAUUUCGUUAGAGGACGACCUUACCUAAUGAAGAACAUUCAUAGACGAAAACCAGUUCAUAGCCACUCGUUAGUGAAUCUACAAACGCAAAAUCCGUUAACGGAAGCAGAAAGACGAAGCAUGGAGGAUCAGAUCGAAAGACUAAAAAGGGAGAAAGAAGACCUUCUAGUGGAGUUACAAAGCCAAGAGCAAGAACGAAAAGACUUUGAAAUGCAAGUAACGACUUUGAAAGAUCGGUUACAACAAAUGGAGCAACAUCAGAAAUCAAUAGUGGCAUAUGUAUCACAGGUUUUGGGGAAACCAGGACUUUCUCUAAACCUCGAAAACCACGAGAGAAGAAAACGAAGAGUACCGGAGAGUUCUCUUCCUUCGAGCAGGUCACACGUAGAGCAGGUCGAGAACUUGGAGUCUUCUCUAACGUUUUGGGAGAAUCUUGUAUCAGAAUCAUAUGAGAAGAGCGGUGUACAGUCAUCAUCAAGCAUGGAUCUUGAUGCGGCUGAGUCGAGUCUAAGUAUUGGUGAUACACGACCUAAAUCAUCAAAGAUUGAUAUGAACUUAGAGCCGCCUGUUACCGUUAGCGUGGCUGUUGCUCCAAAAGCAGGUGUUAAUGAUGACUUUUGGGAACAAUGCUUGACAGAGAACCCGGGGUCAACGGAGCAACAGGAAGUUCAGUCAGAGAGAAAAGAUGUCGAUAACGAUAAUGGGAAUCAAAGGACGUUUUGGUGGAAUUCAGGGAAUGUAAAUAACAACAUUACAGAGAAAACUUGAUAUAUAUAUAUGAACUGAGGUUUUUUGUAAAAUUUGUAAGAUAGUUGUUGUUUCCUAAUGUAUUUCUUCUGUUCAUUAUUAUUACUCUCUGUGAAACCCAAAUCUCUCUUAUUGUCUUGAGAGACAGGAGUAAACAUAGAUGCGUAUUCUUA